AGAAAAAAAACUAUUACUGCAGAUUACGAACACUGCUUCACGGUGAAGCACCUAAGCCACUUCUCCACCCUAGACGUCCUCUUGAAACCCUACUACCGCACCACACUUCCCCCUCUCAAGUUAUCUCUCUCUCGAUUUACAUUCCAGAGAUAGAAGAAGAAAGAGAGCAAUGACAGCAACAACAGAGAGCGAGAAGAAGAAGCGAGAAGAAGAAGAGGAACCAGAACAAGUUGUGAACCCAUGGGAAGUUUCAGCCAAAGGUAAAAUCGAUUACGACAAACUCAUAGAUCGUUUCGGUUGCCAGAAGCUCGACGAAGCCCUAAUUUCGCGUCUCGAGCAACUCACCUCUCGCACUCCUCACGUCUUUCUACGACGCGGCGUUUUCUUCGCCCACCGCGAUUUCGCGGAGAUUCUGGACGCGUACGAGAGGGGCGACAAGUUCUACUUGUACACCGGACGCGGACCUUCCUCCGAAGCGUUGCAUUUGGGACACUUGAUUCCGUUCAUGUUCACUAAGUAUUUGCAAGAUGUGUUUAAGGUUCCUCUGGUUAUACAGCUCACUGAUGAUGAGAAGUUCUUCUGGAAAAAUCUUACUAUAGAAGAGUGCAGAAGACUUGCAAGGGAGAAUGCAAAGGACAUCAUUGCUUGUGGUUUUGACAUUUCAAAGACGUUCAUCUUCUCUGAUUUCAAUUAUGUUGGCGGUUCCUUCUACAAGAACAUGUGUGAGGUUGGAAAGCGUGUGACUUAUAACCAGGCUGUUGGCAUCUUUGGUUUCGCUGGGGAAGAUCAUAUUGGAAAAGUUAGUUUUCCACCUGUGCAGGCAGUUCCAUCAUUUCCUAGUUCAUUUCCUCACCUAUUUUCUGGAAAAGAGAAUCUUCCUUGUUUAAUUCCUUGUGCAAUUGACCAGGAUCCAUAUUUUAGAAUGACACGUGAUGUUGCUCCUAAAAUGGGUUUCCACAAGCCAGCCUUGAUUGAAUCAUUAUUCUUCCCAGCAUUACAGGGAGAAACAGGAAAAAUGUCUGCCAGUGAUCCCAAUUCUGCAAUAUAUGUGACCGAUUCUGCAAAAGAUAUAAAGAACAAGGUAAACAAACAUGCAUUUUCUGGUGGGCAAGAUUCUAUAGAGAAACAUAGGCAAUUAGGGGCUAAUCUUGAGGUAGAUAUACCAGUCAAAUACCUUACUUUUUUCUUAGAAGAUGAUGAUGAACUUGAACACAUAAAGAAGGAAUAUGGAGAAGGACGCAUGUUAACUGGCGAGGUAAAGCAGCGGCUAGUUCAAGUUUUGACUGAACUAGUGGAGAGGCAUCGUAGGGCUCGGGCUUCUGUGACUGAAGAGAUGGUGGAUGCAUUUAUGGCUAUCAGACCACUUCCCCACAUGUUUAGCUGAAGUUAUCAUACUUUUGUCUGCCCCAAUAUUGCGAUCACCAGAUAACUGGAUUGUCAAUUAGAAUUGCUAGACGAUUGAAAAGAGCCAGUGAAUAUUUGAAUUUGGAGUCACGUCUACAUUGCAAUUUUGUGAUUGGCAAUGUAUUCGGAACUUAAUAUAUUCUCACUAGUAAACAAUUAAGUUGAUUUAUCUCGCAGACUUGCAACUCCGUUGUGUAACUUGUGUUAUAAAUGAGGGAAUUAUUUAUCAUGUAUAAAUUUUACAA
Messenger RNA from Glycine soja, 1649 nucleotides. RefSeq names its product tryptophan--tRNA ligase, cytoplasmic-like. Gene Ontology annotation, biological process: tryptophanyl-tRNA aminoacylation. Gene Ontology annotation, cellular component: cytoplasm. The transcript has 11 exons. Lineage: Eukaryota; Viridiplantae; Streptophyta; Magnoliopsida; Fabales; Fabaceae. The record is from RefSeq and is a predicted model, not a curated record. Bases 170 to 1384 code for a protein of 404 amino acids. Gene Ontology annotation, molecular function: tryptophan-tRNA ligase activity; ATP binding.